Molecule: messenger RNA, 2679 nt
Organism: Durusdinium trenchii
Lineage: Eukaryota; Dinophyceae; Suessiales; Symbiodiniaceae
Source: the annotation of a GenBank genome assembly
AUGAAAAUCCGCACCGGACUAGGAGCCCUCGCCUGGGGAGACAUCGGAGAAUGGUUCCCCGAUAACGACCCUCAAUACGCUGGAGCAGAUUCCUCAGAGCUAUUGACUCAGGUCAUGCAGAAGGUGCAUGCGGAAGGUUAUACAGCGACGGACAUCGUCUGCCGUUACGCCCGCAUGCAGGGGAAACAUGUCCUCCACCCCAUGGGAUGGGACGCCUUCGGCUUACCAGCGGAACAGCAUGCGAUUAACACGGGAACCCACCCGCGAGUCACCACCUACCAGAACAUCGACAACUUCCGUCGCCAGUUGAAGAUGCUCGGCUUCAGCUACGACUGGAGCCGCGAAAUCUCCACGACGGACGAAGACUACUAUCGCUGGACCCAGUGGAUCUUCCUCCAGUUGUACGAUACCUGGUAUGACCCAGACUUCGAAUGGGUUGAUGCAGAAGGCAAGCAAAGAACAGGCAAGGGCCGUCCCAUCUCCGAACUUCCGAUUCCGGAAAAUGUGGUUGAGACACAUUUGUUAGCUGGUGAUCCAGCAGGAGACGUCGCUGUCGCCACCCGUCGUUAUCAAGACAGCUUGCGCCUCGCCUAUCAAAGCGAAGCCCCGGUGAACUGGUGCCCCGCUUUGGGAACAGUUCUCGCCAAUGAAGAGGUGACCGCCGAAGGGCUUAGCGAACGGGGAGGCCACCCCGUUGAACGUCGAGCAUUGCGACAAUGGAUGUUGCGCAUCACCGCCUAUGCGGAACGGCUUCUUACAGAGUUAGAUGGUGUCGAUUGGCCGGAAUCCGUAAAAAUCUUGCAGCGAAACUGGAUCGGAAAAAGUGUCGGGGCCGAAGUCGAUUUCUUUGUCGAUGACAAUGAUUCUUCUAACUCAGAAUCUUUCGCCGACUGGAAAGCACAACGCGCAGCGAACGGAUUGCCCAAGCAAGCUGAGCCGAAUGUAUUACGUGUCUACACCACUCGACCAGACACGUUGUUCGGAGCAACCUAUAUGGUCGUCGCUCCCGAGCAUGAUAUUGUCGAUCAGAUCACAACCGAGGAACAACGCGCCGCCGUUGAGGAGUAUCGACGUAAGGCAGCUUUGAAAAGUGACCUCGACCGCACCGAUCUUGCCAAAGAGAAGUCCGGUGUCUUUACCGGGGCGUAUGCCAUCAACCCGGUCAAUGAAGCACGAAUUCCAAUCUGGAUCGCAGAUUACGUUUUGAUCAGUUAUGGAACAGGCGCCAUCAUGGCGGUCCCAGCCCAUGAUGAACGUGAUCUUGAGUUCGCCCAGACUUUUGAUAUCCCUGUCAUCGAAGUUGUUGAUUCAGGCAGCGACGAUGUCGAAAACAUCGGAUUCACCGGUGCCGGGACAGCGAUCAACUCCGGCAAGUACAACGGAACGCCCACAGACGAAUUCAAAACUCUCAUCUCAGAAGAGUUGAAUGCUGCCGGGCUCGGUAAAUCGGCGACGAACUACCGCUUGCGGGACUGGUUGUUUUCGCGUCAACGUUAUUGGGGUGAGCCCUUCCCGAUCUGGCAUGAGCUUGAUGAGGAAGGCAAUCUCACGGGACUCAUUUGCCCGGUCGAAGACAACGAAUUGCCGGUCACCUUACCAGAGAUGGACGACUUCAAGCCAAAAGGGACUCCCGAUCCUCCGUUAAGUUGGGCUCCUGACGAAUGGCUCUAUAAGACAGCAGAAGAUGGAACUCGCUUGCGCCGUGAAACCAACAGUAUGCCGCAAUGGGCAGGCAGUUGCUGGUAUUACUUACGCUUCGCUGACAAUAAAAAUGGUGACUUCUUCAUCGAUCCCGAGGUCGAGAAGUAUUGGUUGCCCGUCGACCUCUACAUCGGAGGUGCAGAACAUGCGGUGUUGCACCUCUUGUAUUCCCGCUUCUGGCACAAGGUCUUAUUCGAUCGUGGUCAUGUUUCAACAGCGGAACCAUUCCAGAAGUUGAUCAACCAGGGAAUGAUCCUGGGUGAGAACAACGAGAAGAUGUCAAAGUCACGCGGCAACGUGGUGAACCCCGACGAUGUCGUCCGCGACUUCGGUGCAGACUCUCUUCGCCUCUAUGAAAUGUUUAUGGGACCACUCGAUCAGGUCAAACCGUGGAGUACCAAAGGAGUGGAAGGUGUGCAUCGCUUCCUUGGGCGCGCCUGGCGUUUGAUUGUUGAUGACCAGGUUGAAGAGACGACACUGCGACAGGAAGUACAAGAUGCCGACUUGAACGAGGAACAGGCCCGCGUCUUGCAUCGCACGAUCAAAGGUGUCACUGAGGACAUCGACAAACUCGCCUUCAAUACUGCCAUUAGCAAAAUGAUGGAGUUCACGAAUUACUUCACCGGUCAACAAGUCCGGGCGAAGUCUGCCAUGGAAUCCUUCGUGUUAUUGCUCGCUCCCUUCGCUCCGCACAUCGCUGAAGAGUUGUGGCAAGUCUUGGGGCACAAUGAGUCGUUGACCUAUGCCCCCUGGCCAGAAUUCGACGAAGCAAAGAUUGUGGAAGCAGAAGUGGAAUUGCCCGUUCAAGUGAAUGGAAAACUCCGCAGCAAAGUCAAAAUGCCCGUCGAUGCUGAUCAGGCAACAAUGCAGCAACUCGCCGAGGCAGACGAAGCGAUUCAAGCUCAAUUGGAGGGCAAAAACGUCGUGAAGGUGAUCUGCGUUCCCAAGCGAAUGGUCAACUUCGUCGUUAAAGGUUGA